AUGGAUACGAAGAUUGGUUUAAGCACGACGGAGGCUUUUAAAAAACUUUGUGAAAUACUUGAAUCUGAAAUUAAGAAAGAGCGUGAGCUCGCUGCUGGACUUUUUACAUUCAGGUUUUUGACCCAUGAUGAAGUGAGCACUGGAGGCUUUUGUAUCAUUUAUGCGAUACUUUCAGUUGUUUGCUGCCUUGUUUUACUGAUUUGCAGUUUGCUUAGAGGUUACACUCUAUUUGACAAACUCGCAUCAGUUCUGUUCUUGGUUAUAACAAUAUCAAACAUAUGCUAUUCACCAAAAGUAUAUCGUAAUCAACGGGUUAUCAUUAUUGCAAGAGCCUUAAAUAUUUUGGCUAUUUUGAAAUCACUGAAGGAAGAAGACUUCGAAUAUGAACAUCUUUAUACGCCAUCAUCUGAUGCUAUCAGCUUGCAGUGGACAUACAGGGAUCAUAAGUUAGUGAAUGUACCAUGGAUGCUUUUGGUAGAUGGUGAUAUGAUAGAACUUCGUGCUGGACAAUCAUCACCGUGCCGAUGCAUGUCACAGCAUGGUGAAGUCAUUGAUUUGGGAGAUAAACCACGAUCUCUACAAGUAUUGUGUCCUGAAACUCAUGGUGUUUUCCCAUCAAAAUUGACAUUGUGGGAAAUUGUUGAGCCGCCAAUUAUUGAGCAUAUUCGCUCAGCUUUUCGUAAUCACCGCAAGAAACACUCGAAUCUAUUGAAUUCUGAAAUCGAUAUGACACUCCAUUUUAUCCUUGAGCGAUGUCUUUUACCGUUCAUAUUCACGAUUACGUUCACAUUAUAAUUGGUUUUUAGGUAUUUUUUUGUGGCGAGUAAAAGUAUUAUCCAUUUGUUGGUGGAUGCAUCACUGAUUCUUCUUCCUUUAUUGGGACCCAUGAUUCCGAUCUUCUGUUUGAUUGGGAAGUUAUGGAAUUUGGGUUUUGUUUUGGAUGGCGACCGUAACCUGCAAUACAGCAAAUCAAGUUCAGAAACAAUUGCAACUCGUAUUUUUGUUGAUAGAAGUAGGAAAGGAACAGUUACUAAUGGCUUUAAGGCGGUUUAUCACUAUUUUACAGGUCAUUUCCACAUUUCAACGGAUUUCGUUUUCACAUGCGGUGGUCUCACAUCCUGUGCUUUCCUGGACAAAAAGGGUCUGCUUUCAUGGCCAAAUGCAACAAUCGAAAAAGUGCUGUGCUUCCACUCUGAGGAGGAAGGAGAGGAGCGAAAACCGAUGCCAAAAAUUUUGGAUUUAACGAUGAAUGGAACUGAAUCUUUUCCUGUACAUUUCGAUGAUUCUUCGUGGGAAUGCUAUAAACGAUCUUUACUGCCAUUUGGAAUCAGCAGUGUUGUGAAUGGCUGCUCUUUGCUACCAAAUUAUACUUUAUUCUUGAAUCACAUCAGCAGUAUUUCGAGAAAUGUGUCGAACACCAUUGCAGUUUCUGAUCGACAUUGUUUAUGUCCAUUAACUCAAUUACUAGGGAUUGGGGACGAAGUUUUAGAAAAGUUUAAUACUUCGGAUGCAAAAACAAUAGGCUUUUAUAAGCGAUUACAGAAGGAAGGAUCCGAUAAUGAAUCGCGGAAGUUUCGAAUACCGUUGGAAAAUGCAUUUCUAACAAUUACGAAAGAUUCAACAUCGGAAUAUUAUCAUGUAAUGAGUCAGGGAACAGCUGAUUUGCUACUUAAUGCUUGCGCUUAUGUAUGGUGUGAAAAUUCUUUAGAACCAUAUACACCAAAUUUGCACAAACGCGUUCUUGAUUUUUAUCAGCGCAACACAACGACCGGAUUCUGUUUGGUUUUUGGCUAUCGAACAAUGGGUUGCACGAUUUCGGAUACUCUAAGUGGAAGAUAUAUCGAUAUUUCAUCGCUAGGAAAAUAUGAAGAAGUUCGAGAGACAUCUUCAAUUCCAAGAACAGUCAGUCUUGAUAUGGAGUUUUUGAAGGCGUUUUAUCGUCAAUCACCUUUGCAUACUGCUUAUGAAUGCUUUGAUGAAGUUAUGCAUGGGCAAACAUUAUGUGGUUUGCUUGUUCUGCAAUAUCAGGCUCGAAGUGAUGUCGUUCAAUUAGUGGAACAAUUAGAUCAUGCUUGUAUACGAUUCAUUUACUUUUCGAAAGAAAAUGAGUUGCGAAGUCGAGUUUUUGCUGAAAAAUUGGGCUUAGAAGCUGGAUGGAAUUGUUAUAUAUCAUUAGCUAGUGAAGAUGAGAAACCUGAAGUUCUCGAUGUAAACAAAUAUUCUUGUCGACGUUCAAGAGAGUUAGCAUUGCAUCGUUCAGCUACUUGGUCUGAACAUUUUCCAAUUUAUCAAAGUCAUUCUUCUAUCGUUUCAUUAGAAAGUCUCUUCAGAAAUUUUAUGCAAAUCUCAAAUCAAAGCAAAUACAAUCCGUGUCCACCAUCAUUUAUACUUAAGCAGUUAUCAUCGAGAUCGGAAGCUUCGUUAAAAAAGACUCAAAGUCAUCAUUCUAUAUAUUCAUACAGCGAAAAAACAGGUCCGGAGUUUUUUCCGAACAAAGCGAAAUUACCAUCAGGAAUCGAAAAUAUACGUCCUCAUUUAGAGAAUGUUGAUAAUGUUCCACUUUUGGUUAACCUUUUCACAGACUGCGAUCAUUUUUCUUGUCAAAAAAUGAUUGAAAUAAUGCAGGAUUAUGGUGAAGUGGUGCUUGUUGUUGGAUCAUCGUUAAAUUAUUUCAAUAGCAACAUCUUUAGUCAGGGAAAUUGUUCAAUCACUAUCGAGCCCCAGCAUCCUGCUUUGUGUAGCAGAAAAAUUCGUCAGAAUGACAAUGGGUUGAAAAAAGCAACAACUGUUGCUACUUUACUCAUGGGAUUAUGUUGCGAUAUUGUCGUAUUUCCAAGUCAGACUAUCGACCUUAUUUCGUUGAUCUCAUUUUGUCGACAUCAGUUGGAGAUGUUUCGUUCCUCUUUCGUAUUUUUCAUGUUCUCAUCAAUAGCACUUACGCUGCAACAAAUUUUUGCAUUGUUGUUACUUCCAAAUGUCUUAUCCAUUUUUCAGGUCUUCUUAUUCAUAGUUAUAUAUAUACCACUAUUAUCCCUAUCACUGAUGAUCUCAUCCCAUGACGUUGGUGAAAAUCGCAAUGAAAUAGCGCCAAAAAAUAUUUCCUUAAUUCCGAAACGUAUCAUUCGUCGUGCGGUUAUUCAUUUCUCAAUAAAUUUUCUUCCGUCUCUUGUCGUCGUCUGCUUUAUUUAUUAUAGCACCGUUAUGAUGACUGGAAAAAGGUACGAUCAACAGGGAAACUUCAAUUGUUCGUUUUGUCCUGAUAAUCAUGCCAUUAUUGUUGCCCAGCACGUUGCUUCUUUUUAUUUGCUUCUUUAUUUAUGUACUUUAUCAAUGGGUUUUGUCUAUUUUCGUCAUAAUUGCUGGGCGAAAUGUCCACUGAGUAAUUAUUAUUGGGUAGCCACAACAUGUUGCGUCCUUCUUGUUCAGAUCGCAUACACGAAUCUUUCAUAUGGCUCACUGUUGAUUUAUAUUUCUGACUGCAACAUUUGCAUUACAGCAGUUUCAUUCAUCUGGAUAAUUGUCAUUGUUGUUAUUAGCGAACUGUGCAAGCUUCGUUUUAUCAAACUUCAUCAUCGUGACCAACGAAGAAGGAAGCUUAGUUUUAACACGAAAUUAGGAAUGAAUUCACCAUACUGA
Molecule: messenger RNA, 3636 nt
Organism: Cercopithifilaria johnstoni
Lineage: Eukaryota; Metazoa; Nematoda; Chromadorea; Rhabditida; Onchocercidae
Source: the annotation of a GenBank genome assembly